Molecule: messenger RNA, 8001 nt
Organism: Bacillus rossius redtenbacheri
Lineage: Eukaryota; Metazoa; Arthropoda; Insecta; Phasmatodea; Bacillidae
Gene: gem
Product: transcription factor CP2-like protein 1
Exons: 15
Coding region: 1260-3392 (710 amino acids)
Biological process (GO): regulation of transcription by RNA polymerase II
Cellular component (GO): nucleus
Molecular function (GO): RNA polymerase II cis-regulatory region sequence-specific DNA binding; DNA-binding transcription activator activity, RNA polymerase II-specific
Source: RefSeq, a predicted model, not a curated record
UGAACUAGAUGAAGAGAGACGUGGCCGUGUUGGUACCCGAAGUGAUUCUCGUCUGGAGUCGAGUUCCUGUCUUGCAAUGGCUAAAUGACCGUACGAAAGCUUCGGCUUUGCUAGCUUGUUUCGUGGAGUGUCGUGGUUGUGUCAUCAUCGAAUUUCAAGCGGACGGGUAGUGCAAAUUCGAAAGUAAUGAAAAUAAACACAGUAUCUGUUCCGUUCUACGAUUUGCUACGAUAUUUCACUACGCCAGGUUUCUGAAAUUGGAUAUUAACCAAGUGUUUUACAAGAAGCACUGAAUGUAUUGGACCGACUGCGAGCAGCGCGUCGACCAGUGCCCCGUGAGGACCUCGGAAGCCUCCGCCAAGCUCAAGCCGUCCAGCCCGUGCCGCGUGUCGCUGUUCAGUCGGCGCUGCUUCUGGAUCCCCAAGCGGGAGCGCAAGAGGGGUCUGUCCGAUGCACCGCCCCGCCCUCGCCAUCGUCUGCCACGUCUCCAAAUGCGCGUCGUUCCACCCGCGACUCAGUAGCAUCGUGGAGGAGAUACGCAACUGGAAGAAGCUCAACAAGAUUCUGUGAAGACCAGAGUUCUUUCCGUUCUACUCUCUCUGCGGGGUGUUCGUGUUACCACUGACAGCGGCGUCGUCUCGAACAGACUGAGGCCUUGAAGCUGUAAUCUCCGCGGGAAAUUAAGUCGUGUCGUCACACGGGCGCCGAGUAUCGCAAAGUUCGACUCGAGCGAUAGGUGAAUAUAUAUAUUGUCGAGUUCUGUCAACGGGACUCUUUGAAAUUAGCAGACGUCCGCCGGAGAUACCUCGACUGGUUUUCCUCGACCUGUACGUCUCGCGUUACAGUGACAAGUGUGUUGAUACUUCUUUCCGGAAGGUUCGCAUGAGAGUAUAAACUGUGGUGAUGUAUCUGAGAAGGAGUUUCGACCCCGAGUUCAAGACGCCAGGCUGCUGUACCUCGCGCGCGGUGGGCCCGCCCGACAUCCCCAUGUGUUCCGUUUUGCGCGCCAGUGCGAGAACUAAGCUUUCCGAGCAACUAAUUUUUCAUCGUUUCCUCUAGGUCGUGGUGUUAGCCCGGCCUGGUUUAGGUGUCCUUCCGUUCCGUAGGCUAUAGUGUUCGAUUUUUAAAUUUUUUGUUGUGUUUCUGAAUUGUUUGGCUUGCCGAGCCUCCGCCGUCGACCACCGAUCAGACUCGCGAGUGCUCGGGGCAGCCCGGGCGGCGGGUGUAGAGGCCGCAGGGUCCGGCGCGGUCGUCGAGGAAUGGAACUGGACCUGAUCCUGAGCGAUGUGGCGAGCAUCAUGGACGCGCCGUUCCCCGACCAGCCGGCCGCGGCGACGCAGCGCUGGGCGCAGCCGGUGAGCCCCGGGUCAGGGGGCGCGGGCAACAGCAGCAGCAGCAGCAGCUGCAGCAGCAGUAGCGGUGCGCUGCUGCCCUGGGGCGAUGAUGCCCUCGGGCUGGGCGCGCAGGACGGCGGCGGAGACGGCCCGCUCGCGCGCAAGCGCCGCCGCUGGGACGACGACGACGGGCCGCCGCUCCUCAAGGUCUCCGCCGCCGGCUACAAGACCGAGCCUCUGGACAAGGACCCCGCCAAGAGGACCCUUGCAGGCUGCGGCGACAGCAGGAUGGGCUGGCAGGUGGCGGACCUCACGGACAACCUGGCUGCGGACCUGGACGGCAGCCUGUCCGCCCUGGGAGUCGACCUCACCGCGUCCUCCUACAACAUGAGUGAGGCCCUGUUGGCGCUGCCGUCACUCACGGUAUUCAAGCAAGAGGCGCCGUCUCCAUCGUCGCAUGAUAAUGUGCCCGGCGGGGGCGGCCUCGACGGGGGGCUGGGGCCCAAGAGCUCGAGCGCGGCCACGCAGCUGCACCAGUUCCUGCACCAGCAGGGCGGCUCGCUGGGCUCGUCCCUCCUGCCGUCGCCGCCCGCGGAGCUGGACCCGGCAGCGGGCGAGAACAUAGUGUCGACCAGCGCGACCUUCAACCAGACGGUGAGGAUGACGGUGACCUCGGUCGCCACCUCCACGACCAGCCCCGGCCAGCCCAAGGAGUCGGCCAUCGACUCCAGAUUUCAGUACGUGCUGGCUGCAGCCACCUCCAUCGCAACCAAGGUCAACGAAGCGACUCUGACCUACCUCAACCAGGGCCAGUCUUACGAGAUCAAGCUGAAGAAACUGGGCGAUCUCUCUUUGUUCCGAGGGAAGAUCCUGAAGAGCGUGGUGCGCAUCUGCUUCCACGAGCGGCGCCUGCAGUACACGGAGCGGGAGCAGAUGGCGUCGUGGCAGGCGUCGCGGCCGGGCGAGCGCAUCAUCGAGGUGGACGUGCCGCUGUCGUACGGCCUGUACGACGUGGUGCAGGACCAGAGCCUCAUCAACACCGUCGACAUCCUGUGGGACGCCACCAAGGAGGUGGGCGUGUACAUCAAGGUGAACUGUAUCAGCACGGAGUUCACCCCCAAGAAGCACGGCGGGGAGAAGGGCGUGCCGUUCCGCAUCCAGGUGGAGACGUUCCUGCACGGCGAGGAGAAGACGAGCAGCAAGCGCCUGCACGCCGCCGCGUGCCAGAUCAAGGUGUUCAAGUUGAAAGGAGCCGACCGCAAACACAAGCAGGAUCGUGAGAAGAUGCUGAAGCGGCCAAUGGCGGAGCAGGACAAGUUUCAGCCGUCCUACGACUGCACUGUGCUGACCGAUAUUCCUGUGGAGACGCUGUUCCAACAAGCCAUCCCGGCGGUCAGCAGCAGCGUUCCGGCCAACGCCCUGGUUUCCGAGUCCACAGGGGCCGUGCUCGCCCACACGGCCAGCGCGACGGCCAAGGAGGAGCGCGAGGUGCAGGUGUUGCCAGCCCUGCCCGCCCCGCCGGCCGGGCCCUGCUCCCCGGACCCCAAGCAGCCCGCCCCGCCCGACGAGUCCCUGCCCCUGUCGAACGACGCGACAGCCCAGCAGACGACUCAGUGGCUGCAGAGGAACCGCUUCGACCAGUACUUGCGCAUGUUCCUGAGCUUCUCGGGGGCCGACAUCCUGCGCCUGACGCGUGACGACCUCAUACAGAUAUGUGGCCUGGCGGACGGCAUACGCCUGUACAACGCCCUCCACGCGAGGGGCGUCGCCCCGCGCCUCACGGUGUACCUGUGCGUGGAGCAGGACUGCGUGUACCACGCCCUCUACCUGGCCGCGCUGUCGUGCGCGGAGAUGGCCGGCCGGCUGGCGCACAUGCUGGGCGUGCUGCCGGACCAGAUACGGGACGUCUACCUGCAGGGCCCGGGCGGCAUCCACGUGCUGGUCACGGACGACGUGGUGCGCCACAUCAAGGACGAGGCCAUGUUCGCCAUCGAGAUACUGCAAGCCGCGCAGUCCAGGGACCGCUACCGCUUGCUGCUGAAGCCGGUGCAGCACUGAGGCGCGAGCCGGGAGCUGCAGUGUUGCCAAGUCGCGCGGCACUCCGCAGUGUCGCUGCGUGUCUCACAAGUCUCUGUCGUAUCCUGGUUCUUUCCAGGGUGGAGUUCAUUUUUGAGUAUCCAGGUUUGUUGAUUUUGCCAAAAUUGUGUUCUCGAUGAUGGAAUACUGGAAAUAUUGAGAAUGUAUUUUAAUUAGUUUUACUCUGUAGAAUAAGUGUUGAUAACUGUGCGCAUGGACUUUCACAUAUCUUACAAUGAAGGCAUGAAUAUCAAAGAUAAAUUAAUGUAAGUGAACGCGGGUCCAGUAUGUGUUUGGUCUGCAAGACAUAUGCCCAUAGAUAAGUCGUGUAGCCACAAGCUGAUGAACACACAGGUCCAGUUGGGAGCCUGGAUCGUGUCCCUUUCCCUGAUAUGUUCCGAGGUGAGGUUGCCCAGUAUAACUGAGUUUAUGGUUGUAAAUGAUGAUGAUAGACAUCUCGUAGCAGAAGGGACAGUUGUCCUAGAACUCGCACGAGUUGCGGUAGCAUGUACCGAUGACGCAGAUACAGUCACGGUAGACGGUGCGAGGUACGGCAGCAUGUGAGAGUACUUGCUAGAACUGACGUGAACAUGUCGCAAAACACUUCUGUCUCCUUCUUAUUUGCAGUGAAGUCUCAUUACAAUACCUUGAAAACCCACAGUUUUGGUACAUAAUAAUGAAAGUGCUGUUAUUUUACAUAGAAUGUUCACUUAAUAAAAAUGAUCGGAAAAUCCUACUUAUAAUGAGGUUCCACGUGGUAAGUGAAUAUUGGAAUGUUACAAAUACACAUUGCUGUGGUCACAUACAGGAAUGUUGGUCAUCACAUUUAGAGUUUGAAGCAUCCUCGUGACAAACUAGUGGUUGUGAGAGCGUGCCGCAUUCAACCAGGUGCACACGGCUCCUCUGUGCCGUCAUUUGUCACGUGCAGCGGCCAACAUAACUCUUCCCGGACUCUGCCAGUGGAAGUCUUCUUGAGAACGAUCGCCUCUGCUGGGCGAGUUCUGUGUCCUAUCACUUGCCUGUCUUCAACAAUCAGUCUUGUUGACCGCAAAUUGCAAAGACACUUCCUAAUGAAAGUGGCUGUGUCCAUAGCUGUUAUUGUAGGUAUGUUUUGGAAGAUUAUUAAGUGGGCAGAGGUGUGCCAUAAGCAUUGGUGUCGUCAUGGUCUGCACACAAGGUACCUGUCUUUUUGCCUCUUUGACCAUGAAUAGCGAAUAUUUUUACAUAUCCAAAUACAUUUUGUUAGGUGGUAGUUCAGGUUCUGUUGGUGUUGACGUUAACCGUAAUGUUAGAGCUCUAGUGUCGACUAGCCUAGAAUGUCAUGUUUAGGAUUUCGGGCUUUUAGAAACAUUUUUUAGACGAUGCCUGUUUGUGACCUUUCUCAUAAUAAAUGUCUUUAUGCUUGGCUGGUUACUAUUUAUUAGUUAAAUUUUUUUACAGUAAAAAGUUUAUUGAAUCUGAAUUCCAUAGAAGUCGGCAUAAACGAACUGCUGUUCAUUUUUAUUUAAGGAAUGUAUAUUUUUAAGUUUAGAUUGUACAACUGUUUUGUUCAAUUUAUGUGUGAAAUGCUGAGGGAGGUGAUGUUUACAGAAAUUGAGGUAUAUUCAGAUUUUUUUGUGUUUGAGAAUGGAGAUGUCAUAAUUAAAGAGGUCAGCACAUCAUAGAUUAUAGAAUUAUUGAAUUAUGCCCUCUUGUUGGGACACAUAUUGGCAUUUACCAAUUGUGUUUUUUUGUUUCAUAUUCCACACAUGGUGUGUAUAAUGUGUUAUUAAUUGAUUAAAUGUUAGUAUAUUGUGUUUUACAAAUAUUAGAUUUUUUCUUUAUUCCUGCAACACUUUGCUAGCUAUUAUGGUGUUAUUGUAACUUUUUACUAUAUGGUUAAAAUUUUUUGUAAAUAAACUUUGGAAACAUUAGAAUAUUUAGAAUUAGACUUAUACAACAAAUAAAAUAUUUUAUAUAUAAUACUGAUAACGUAAAUGUAAUGAAUAAUUAUUGAACUCAUGUACCAGAAAUUUAAUAAAAUUUUCCUGGCAGGUACUUUUUCAAAAAUAAUAUUUCUUUCAUCCAGCAAUUUUUUUUUUCUUCUUUGUUUGGAUUGGUAAAUUUUCUGGACAAAAUCACAUAAAAAAUUUUUGCAAUCAAAAUCAAUAUUGUAAAUUGCAAUUAACCACUAUAAUUUGUUAAGUAAUUUUUUGAUGUUAGUCGAUAAACAACAUUUAUGUUGAGAUUACGCAUGUUAUUUAAGUGGCAUUCAAGGCCUUUGAGAGAAGUGUUUUAUGAUAUAGUACCCAAUUCUCUUUGUAGUUCUUUUAAAUCUAUUUUUAAAAUAUUUCAUAAUUAACAGCAUCUGUCUGUUGCGAGUGCUAAACAUACGAAUGCCCUGACCAAUGCAUCCAAAUCAACCUAGCAAGUGGCAAAUUGCAAUGUUACUAUAUAUUUAACAGAUUGAACACUGCCUUAGAAAUAUUUUUUUGUACAUUUGCUUACAAAGAUGGAAGUAUUCAAGCUACCAUUGGUGAUGAUAGUGGGAAGUAGCUCUUGUAUUUAGGUUUAGAUAACGAUCCUGAAAAUAUAUAGCACAUAAAUUUAUGUUAUAUAUUUUUUAAGUUAUCCAUUUGCUUUAUAUGUUUUGCAACUAGACUUGUGCAAAUGUGUGUUUUAUAUUUUAUUUUUAAGAAAAAAUUAUAUGUAUAUCAGCCUCUAUAUUCUUAAUAUAGUAUAUGUAUAUUUUUUUAACUAUAAUUUUGAAUGAUAACAAAAGUUUUUAAGGGAAGUAAAUAUUACUUAAAGGCUUCUGUCAGAUUGUUUGAAUAUUUGUAGAUCAUGAGAGAUGAUCGUAAAUGUGACAUGUUAGAUGACAAUCAUCAUUUCACUGAAGUAGUGCUUAAGUAAAAUACCAAAGUGAAUGUGCAAAGUAUUGAGAUGUAUCAUUGUGUAUUGCUUUUAAGUGUUAAGCACAUAAUUACAGUAAAGCUUGUCUGUGGUGUUGUUAUGUAGGUCAUAUUUUUAUCUUUUACAGAGAGAUAUCUUUGAUUAAAAUUUUAUUCUGUUGGUGAACUUAAUUUAAGCAGUCCUAGAAGAGGUUGAAAAAAUAUUUUGCCUCAUACUAUGCAAUGGACUAAGUUAUCAGCAGUUCUUUCACUCGUUAAUUUUUACUUUGGGGGCGCGUGGUUGCCAUAUUAUAUUUUACUUUGCAGAGUAAUUAAUGAACAUUAUUUUCAGAUGUUUAAAACAAGUUUUUACAUUUAUAUAAUAGCUUUUUUGUAAGACCAGCCAGAUGCUGUUCCUUAUCCGAAUUUACUGAUAAAUUUGUAUUCAAGCAGUGCCUUAAUCGAACAUAAUAAUUUGGAUGAAAUUUUUUUCUGUAAAUUUUUGUUAUUACUCUUGGUCUUAUGCAUGGUGUAACUAGGCUUAUAGUAGUCUUAAUUCAGUAUUUUAUUAGGUACAUUUUUGUUGAUUACCUAUGCUUCAGUAGCAUAUAGUCGUUACUGUUGAUAGUUAAGGGUAUAUUCUUGUUCUAAUGUUUAUUUAGGUGUUUAUAUUUUUACGAAUAAAAAAUUAAUGCUUAAGUCAAUUACAAAUGCUUAGUCAAAAUGCCUUAUAAUAUUGUGCCUGUUAAUUGUUUUAGAAUCCAAGGAUAUUCUAAAAUCAUUGUCUUGUCGAAACUUCCUUGAGGAUUGUCGCUGAUGGAAAUGUGACUUGAUGGCGUGAUGGCUACAGAACUUAAUUUUACAAUUGAUUGGAUUCCCUGUUUUUUGUAGGUUUUCCAGAGAAACUUAAAAAUCUUCCAUGUCUUAAAAAUAUAUUUUAUUUAAUGUUCAUCAAUUAAAGCCACGAACAAUUUGUACAAGUUCUAGUUAACCUCUCAAUUAGGGUCUCCAUGCGUAUAUGCUUUAUAUUUGCAAUAAAAGGGCCACAUUACCAUUGUUUCAAAUGCAACAGUUAGCUUUUAAUUUGAGGUGAAACAGCAAACUGUAUCUCCAAGGGAAAUUACAGUUAGUGGUGUCAGAAAGUUUAGCAGUUGACUGUCUGGCAACCAAAAUAUUUUAUUUUGUAAUAUUUUGUGUUAAAAAAGUAAUUAAACUUUGUUGGUCCUCAAGUGCACAACAUUUCUGUUAGUUAUUGAUGUUAAGUUGUUAAGUUUAGUUGUCAGUUACCAGUUUAAAAAAAACUUAAAAUUCCCUGUUCACUUUGUGAACUGGCUGAUAGUUCUAGGUUUUCAUGUGAUCUUUUAAUUUAGUGGCUUUUCAUUGUUUCACCAGUCCAUCGCUGUCCUGUGGUGACAAAACUUGAACAAUUUUGUGAAGUUAAUAUCCUUGUAAGUGAAUGUUUAUAUUGUAAUAUUGAAAAAUGCUUGCAUUCAUGGUGCAGUCUUUAUAUAAAUGUGAAUUUUAAUAAGUGUUCAUAUAUUAUUUGUAUUGACAUUUUGUAUUCAUUGCACAUUUAUAUUUACCAAGUGUCUUAAAAAUAGGAGAUAGCUAGAGGCAAGGAGUGUAAAUAGGUACUGUGAUUAUAUGUCGCUCUGUGAUUGUUCAAAGUUGGUGCAUAUGUGUAACAUUUAUAGAAGAGAAAAUAAAGGUAUAUUAUGUUA